AGACAGAGGAGGAGAAGGAGAGGUGCAGGGAGGCUGAAGUGAAGGAAAGAAAAACUCGGAGGAGGAGGGUUUGCGUUGGUGUGUUGGUUGGCAGAGCGCGCCUGACAAAAAAAAAAAAAAAAYYAAAAAAAAAAGAAAAAGCCCUCCUCUGACAGAAGGCAUGAUUCACAGCAGAGAGAGAAGUGGAGAGGGAGGGAGACAAGCGACAGAAAGAGAAAACGACAGAGGAGAUGGUGUACAUCAAACGCUGGCAGCAUGUGAGGAGAUGCUCUGAUUGGAUUCAAUCUUCCCUCCUUCGUCCUCUUCAUCUUUUAGUCUGACAGACUAAUGCUCUGCUGGAAGGAGAUUUAAUUGGCUCUAAACAGACAGUCAGGACAAUAAACAAAAAGAAUAAAUACAAAUGCAGUCACGACAGCAGAGGGAAAGAAGAUGAGCUAACCAAGUGGAAAUAAAAAGCAUCAUUUUUUUGUUUUAUCUUUUUAUUAAUUUUUUUCUUAGUCUGGAUUAUUCCUUCAAGUGGGAAUUAUUUGGACAUUAUGUUUACUUUUUUAUAACGAGGCUUUUCAGAAAGUGAUUUUUCUUUUGGAUUUCUGACACUUUUAUGCUUCAGUCACGGCUUUUCAGAUUUUUUUUAAACAAAUAGAAUAUUUUCCAGCACUUUACCACUGAAGAAAGAAGACUUUAUUUUAYAUAAGACAUCCAUCUAUAUUUGCUAUGCUCUUAUGAUAACCAGCCGCAACAUAUUUCACACAGGCUAAACGCUUUUAGAAAAGCAAUUCUUUCCAGAAUUAGUCAAAAUCAAAACUUCACAAUUCAUUCUUCAAAAUUUAACCGUGCCUCCCACCAACCCCCCCUACCUGUGCCCGUCCAACCAAUCAUGGGCAAGCCUCUCAGCCGCCCCGGGUGUUUCAGGAAGAGCUCGUGCUGCCUGGAGAAACAUGGAAUUGGGGARGGGGGGAUGGGAGGUCGGGAUAUCGGGAUGGAAGUGGGUUACGGAGAUGGCUACGUACCCCAGCGGUCCAUUUACGACACCAUGUGCAUCAAUCAGCAGAUCGACAGCCACCACCACCACCACUCUGGGGGCUCAGUGAGGCGGGACGGAGGGUGCGACGGGAGUUUUAGCUACUCCACCAGCGGUUCGCUCAGAGUCAGCCGGUCGGACAUGUUCGAUUCACAGCCACGCUGCCUGACUCCAAACCCCUCAUUCGUACGACGACUCGARGAAAGAGCCAUCUACGAUUCGCUGAAGCUCGGCAGUGAGGAUAUAGACGGCUGCCACUCYCCGGGACAUUUCAACCGAUCAGUUUCUCCUUCUGUGUCCUCGUUCUCUGCGCCAGGAGUGUCCUCGUCGUCAAAGAAACACCAUCAUCAUCACCACCACCACCACCACCARGGAGACAGCACAAAGAGCAGAGACGGUCGACAUUCCUGGAAAGCUGUGGCGUCGCCAAAACCUCUGGAGUGUCUGGAGCUCACCACAUCUGAGAUGAUGGACAGGGGAGGAGGGGGAUAUCUGAACCCAGGGCAUUAUCCUGCUGGGGGGCAGUCUUCCUCCCUAGCCUCACCCCUCAUCUCACCCUUUUCCGGAUCACCCCCCUCAUCUGGUUACCACACACCGGUGUUUUUCUCCCCAGCAAAACCUCGUCCUAGUCAGAGUCAGAGUCUACGCUGCUCCCCUCCCCAUUUGAUCCAGUCAAGACAUUACUCCCAGACCCAGAGCCUGAGGAUGUCACCCCCACAUGAGCUCAGGCGGUCCCCUUAUAGAGCCCCACUGGUCCAACUGUCUGCUCAUGACCUUGAGCAGGACCUGAGGGAGCGAGGAGGAGGAGGGUGGGUCCGCAGCGAGCGGGACCGGGACUGGGAGAGGGAGCGGGAACGUGAGCUGGAGCGGGGYUGGGCCCAGCGGGAGUGGGAGAGGGAGCGGGAGAGGGGUAGGCUGGAGAGAGAGAGAGCCCGGGAGAGGGAGAGAAGAGAGACAUCCACUUUUGGGACUUUUGGCUAUGGUCGACCUGUUCCCCUGCAUUCAGACAGAGACUCUGUGUUCUUAGAGUCUGACCAGGGUCUGGACACGACACCCCUGCUGCUACCUCAGCCUUCACCAUCACCCUCCCCCAGCGGGGCUCCCAGAAUGGGUACCGGAGCAGUGGGCAGGAACAGAGCCGGCUCAAAGGUUGGUCCUGAUAGCAUUGGUGGAGGAAUGAUGCCCAAGUAUGAGAGCGGCAGCAUCAGUUUGGUGUUAGUGGACAGUAAAUCUGGGUGUGGGCCGAGGUUAGUGAGUGAAAUUGUAACCGGAAACAUGUCAGAGGCAGAACUGAGGGCGGGAUACCAAGACAGAACAGAGGUUUGGAACAAAUACAAUAACGGAUCCAGAUCCAGCACGAAGAAUCUGCCUGAAAAAAGGAUGGGCUCCCAGGUGAAAACCCGGCCCCCAGGUCGCGAUUUGGAAGGAAAAGUUCAGUCUGGGAUGGAAAACAAGGAGCUACACAGAGGAGAAUCAAGGAGUGGAGAGAAACCAGGAGGAGUUACAGCUAAAACAGAACGUAUUCCUGAAACCUCGAACACAAGUGAUGCUGAGAAGAAGGUUGGGCCUGUAGAUAAAGUUCGUGUUGAACCUGCUCCUGGUCCUGUGAUAAAACCUGAGCAUGAUGCUGGGGUUAAAGCUAACGCCCAACAGAUGGAAAUUAAAACUGGAACAGAGGCUGAAGCUAAAGCUAAUGCUAAUGAUUCUGGUUCGAUAGCUGAACCCAAAGUUGAAACUAAAACAGAGACAGAGGUUAAGGUUGCUCCUGUGUCCAAACCUGAACCAGCACCAGAAGCCGAGGUUGGUCGUGAAGCAGCAGUGGAGCGUCACAAAGACAACGUGGCUGUCUCUGAAAUGCAAACUAAAGAUGAAACUCAAACAUGCUCUGAGGCUCGAGACAAACCUGAAGCUGCUCCUGCAGAGCCAGUAGAGAAGAAGCCAGCAGAGGUUAAUAAAAUGGAAUCAACCAAACCUGCAAAAAGCUCCAGAUCCAAGUCCAAGUCGUCCAAAUCCUGCUCCAGGUCCCGACCUGGCACGGCCACAGGGAUGCGACCAGGUGUGCUCAGCCCUCGACAAAACAAAGGGCUCCAAGACUUUGAAUCAACCGGGCCGCCUGAGAGCAUCGAGUCCACCUGGCCUCGCAGGAUCAUGGUCAGAAAGAGGACCGUUCGUCAGGGAGGGGCAGUCCAUAACCUCCCUAUUCUCCCCCCACUCCCCUCUGUCCUUUCAGCGCUCGAGAAAAGACGUCCACACUCGCGCCUCGGCUCGGAGAACCCGCUAACAAAUAUAACAAACUCCAUUGUGGGCCGAUGUUCACUGAAGGAACCGUCUCACACAGAAUCCGGGCAGGGCAGCAGUUUGGUGGGCAGGGCUUCCCUGAGGGAGCAGAACCUGGAGCAUUGGAGGGUCUGCAGAGAGCAAGAGGAACCACGGAGAUCCAGUAGCAAGGAGAAACCAGGCGAGCAGAGUAAGGAGAAACCAGGCGAGCAGAGUAAGGAGAAAGACCAGAAGAAGGAGAAGGAGAACGUGGUGGUUGUGGUGGUGGAUGAAACUAAACAAGACAAGGCAGACAGCAGGGUUGAAGAAAAAGCUCUAGAACCUGCAAGCAAAAAGAAAGAUGAGAAAAAAGAGAGAGAUGCGGAGAAAACGUGUGAAAAUGUGAAACAAAAAGGGAUGAGAAUUAAAGAUGGGAAACAAGGACAAGACUUGGAGGAAGUGGUGGCCAAACUACACCCAGAAGAUGUUGAGAUUGAGGAAGGAGAAGGGGGGACACUGGGUGGGGAAGGAGGAGGGGAGGGUUGGGACACUGUUCUUGAUAUGGUCAACACACUUUGGGACGAUCACUGGGACAAAAGAGAAGCAGAAGGCGAAGAAGGAGCCGAGACAGAUUCUCCCUCUGGCUCCUUGCAGUGCUGGCCUCUGCUCCGGCCCCCGAUCGGGUUUGGGGGCUCCCACCCUCCCUCCUCGGCAGCCUCAGAGCUCAGCCUGACGGAGCUGGAGAGGAGGGCUCGAGAGCUGGACUCGGACCUAGAGCACCUGGAUCUGUCUCAGCCCCACAGGGAGUCCCAGGAUUUAUACCAAACCCUGCUGGAGCCACAGAGGGACCGAACCGACAUGUACCAAACACACCCCGGUCCACAACGAGACAAAACUAUACUCCACGCAGGAGUGAGCAGCAGAUCCCAGGUCAGUUUGGAGCUCAGUCCGGUGGCUUCGACAGUUUCAGAUACAGACAGAUAUCCCUCCGAAUGGUCAGCAAAGUCUCCCGGCACGUCCACCAUCGGCACGAGCUCUACUAAAGAGGAAAGCUCUCCUGACUCCAACUUAACGCUGGAAUCUGACUCCAGCGGCGUCUUCCUCUCCCUGUCCAAUCAGAGCCAAGAAGAUGGCGGCUCGGACAGCGACCAGCCGAUCAGCGGCUCGGAACUGGGCAGCAGCAACACGUCGCUGGAGAAGGARGGGGACGACGGAGGGAUGAAAGAAUGGGGGAGGGAGGAGAGCGCGGAGCUACAGUGGUGCUACCCAUCACUUCUCAACACCACCUCGUGUGAAAAUSUGGUAGGAGAUGGUGGAGGAGAGGAGUCGGGGUCUGGAGGGAUGGUGGUGGAUUUGGAUGAGAAUGGACGAAAAGAUGGUGGGAUCGGAAUGAUUCCCAUCUAUAAGACCCCACUAGAGCAUACAGACACCAAAGGCUCCUUAGAUGUCCCACAAAGAGAAGGAUUACCCCCUAGAAGAAAAGUGACCCUGAUGGGAGUAGACUCGCCUCUUGCUCUGCCUCCUUCCAAGCAUCCAAUCAAACACCUURUAGAUCCGACUCAGAAGCCAAUCAGAAGCUUGGGAUUAGACUGUGGGGACAUUGAUCCAUUUGUCCAGUCAGACAGCUUUGUUUACCUCGCUGUAUCCGCAAGACCUGGCUCCAGGGGUGAAGCCACCUCAGUAGCAGAGGUUUUUACCCACAAUGCAAAGCAAGUACACGUACAGCAACAUGCAGAUAGCUUGAAAGCACAAGUCGACCAGCCAAAUAUGGAGCGAGACGCCAAACUGACGCACCUUACCCCACAAAAACCAGAAGAAGGAGAUUUUCUGUGCACUGAUAGCUUUGUUUACCUGGCUGCUCCGGCCUGCCUCCUGCUGGACCCUACGGGAACUGCACCCUACAGUGGCAAGGACUCAGAUUCUGAGAGUUCUGAUUCUGGGCCCGUGGACGUGUCAGUUCUGGGUUGCGGCUCCGUGGCAGGGGACAGCGACUGGGACUCAGACCUGUCCGACUCCGAUCCCAAUCGCUCCACCAGAGUCUCGGCUGCCGGCAGCAGAUCUGCGCGGCCGAGGCGGCUCCCCGUUGAGCCCGACUGGGACGUGUACGGAGGGACCACCGAGCCCGACGCGAUGAGCGAGCUCUUCACGGAGCAAGAAGAACUCGACGACAGCGAUUCAGGGAACGUUACCACCAGCACGGCAGCAGCGUCAGACGUUCCCACGGAAACUCAAACUGCGAUGGCAGAGGCGGCGGUGGUGGCGCCCGAGCAGCAGUCGGCCACGAAGAAGGUCACGUGGCAGUUCAAACCAGCCCAGAGGUCCGUUUGCACCGGGAGCAGAAAGGAAAAGGAGAGGGAGUUUUCUAGAUUCACAGAAAUGGGAGGCGACGCAUAUAGACCCUCRCCUUCARCUUCAUCUUCUUCAUCAUCCUCGCCGUCAUCGUCGUCAUCUGGUUGAACACUGAAAGAAAAAAGCAGUUUGGCUCGGUGGGGAGAAGAGAUUCCAAUUCUGGAACUGAAGUGCCAAAAGGUAGAGAACAUCGAACAAUCAGAAAAAAAAUUUUCUGUAAAUUUUUAAUUUUGCAUUUAGCUGCUGCCUUCUUCAGCCUUGUAAAAGCUGCAUAAAAGUUGUUGCAUUUUAUGAGAUUAGCCAACAUAUCYCAUUUAAUCUCUAUAAGUUCAAGGGUGAGACGCGUUUUAUAACAGAGUGAGCUCGCUAUUAGAUUUACUUUCAUUUAUUCUCUAGAUAAUUAAUAUGAAAUGUUUCUUUGGCUUUUAAUUCUGCUGGAUGGACUGAACAGGGUAUACAUGUCACAAACAGUAUCAGCCAGUGUUUCUUGUUUUUUUAAACAUCAUAUUGGAUUCAGUUACAGUAAUAUCAGAAAAUAAUGUAUACUGGUUUCUUUAAUUUGUUAAAUAAUAACACUUUCCCCAUAAAAAACAAAAAGAAACGCAUCAUUCAGAUAGGUUUACUGUGUACAAUGUAAUUUAUCCAACUUUACAGUGUUUAAUAACACAUUUUAAUCUUUGAGAUGAAUAUAUAUAUAUAGAUAUGUGAUGAAUGUGCAAAGAGGAACAAAUGACGAAAGGGUUAAACUAAAUGUUUUAUUUAUCAACUAAAUUGUGAAUGUAAAAAUUGAGCAAUAUGCUUAGAGAUUUAUGCUAUAUUCUAUGUUUCAUUUGUAGAAAAUGCUUUUAUGUGAAAUACGGRUGUAUUUAAUUUAUUUUAUGCAGCCAGUUACUGAUUGUAGAGGCUGUUUUAUGCACAUUUAGAGGUUUUAUGUGUAACAUUUUUAGACAUCAAUUGAGCCUAAGCUGGAUUCAUAAAUUGGCCGUUAACUGAGAGAURGUGCCUGAGAUGGCUGACAGUCCAGUUUCUCAAUUUAUGUUUGCAUUUUUUGCUGUUAUUCUGAUUUUAUGAUGUGUUAAAAAGCUCAGUGCACUCCUAAUGAGGAAAAGGUGGAGCUCUCAGUUUAUUUUCCCCGUUUAUGUUCCAGUCCUCAUCUAUAAUCAUGUGAUAUGGACCAUGACCAAAAGAAUGAGGUCAUAGAAACAGGAAGUGAAAAUGGGCUUCCUCCGUAAGGUGGCUGGGCUCAGUCGUUGACAUGCGGUCACGUGAUGGUUCAACGUUUAUUAUUGCACACAUCUUUCAUAGCCUGAGACACACUGCAGAAGUCCUGGGAAACCCCUCCUGCUGCGCUAAACAUGGGGUUUCUUAAUGCUGGAGUCCACACUGCACAAAAAAACCCCUCAGAUAUCCAACUUUAAUUUGUUCGCAGAUCUGUCCCGAUUAAAGCGUCAGAGUUUUUGGCUGCGUUAUCUUCGUCCAUGAAUCUUUGGCCAUUUCACUAUCUUUAUAAAUGUCUGCUUUCGUCUACAACAGUCGGAUUCUGGAAACGAGUAGCAAAAUGCAGCAUCCGAUCGCUUUCAUCAUUGACAAACACGCCCUCAACUUUYUGACCAAACACACAGUAAACACGAUGUUGCAAAACCACCAGAGCCCAGAGCCUUCAGGAUGGAUCUCAUCCACGACCAGAGCUCUGCUGCAGCCGAGCUUUUUAAAUACCUCGUGGGCAAACCUCAAAGUCCCUCGACUCACUUUUGUUGAGAUUAAGAAGUAGGGAUGCACCGAUAUGAAAAUUUCAGCCAAUAUCGAUAUCUGAUAUAAUUAUUGCUGUUAUGGCCGAUA
Austrofundulus limnaeus is the source of this 7465-nucleotide messenger RNA. RefSeq lists its product as uncharacterized. The coding region runs from base 878 to 5734 and encodes 1618 amino acids. The transcript is spliced from 5 exons. NCBI's taxonomy places the organism in Eukaryota, Metazoa, Chordata, Actinopteri, Cyprinodontiformes, Rivulidae. The record is from RefSeq and is a predicted model, not a curated record.